AUGGACAGAGGAGAGAAAGGAUUACCUGACGGUGGUGUUGAUGGUGACAGUGUUGUGGCAGCAAUGGCUGUUUCAAACGGUGGAGAGAAAGAGACCUGCGAGAGAGGUUACUGUUCUUCUCUUUCCCUCUGUUAUGCGUUGCUUCUUCUCUUUGAUUCUUUUGUUCCCUCUGUCAACAAUGUUCUUCCCUCUCUGCAGCGGCUUCGUGGAGGUGCUGGCGGCGGCGGCCUGGGGAGUGGCUUGGACGGUGGUCGACCUUUCUUCUUCUUCUUCUCUGGCAUGACUGCGGCUGCUCCUCCUCCUGGUGUUGUUGCUGCUGCUGCUGGGAUGGAGGAGAAAAUGAGGUCGGUCUGGGGCUCCGUUGACAGAGAAGGCUGUUUCGGGUGCAGGGAAGAAAUGGCCGAGAGAGGGGAAUGGCCAGGAGGGGGACUGUUUUUGGGCAAGCUAACAACUCUAUUAUUGCAUGCUCUGAUCCUCAAGGCAGCAAAUGUAAAUACAGCAGCUGACUUCCGGCCCAUUUCCUACUACAAUGUGGUCUACAAAGUGAUAUCUAAAAUCCUUUCGGGGAGAUUAGCUUCUGCUCUAAAUGGCAUCAUUAGUCCAAUGCAAAAUGCCUUUCUAGGUGGGAGAAUGAUGUCAGACAACAUCAAUUUAGUUCGGGAGCUUCUUCGUCAUUAUGGCAGGAAGAGAGCUUCUCCUAGAUGUCUCAUAAAGGUUGAUUUUAAGAAAGCUUUUGAUUCAGUUCAGUGGCAUUUCCUGCGUCAGUUGCUUCACAUGUUUGGCUUCCCAGAACGAUUUGUGCAUUUAAUUAUAAAAUGUGUCGAAACUACAUCCUUCUCUGUUGCAGUUAAUGGCAAUCUUUAUGGCUUCUUUCCUGGAAAGAGUGGAGUUAGGCAAGGUGAUCCAUUAUCUCCAUAUUUGUUCAUUUUAUGCAUGAAAUACUUCUCCAGAAUGCUUAAGCUAGCAUCGAGGAAUUGUGAUUUUCGUUUCCACCUGAAAUGUAAUGUCCAUGAUAUAUGCCACCUUGCUUUUGCUGAUGAUCCCCCACAGACUUCUAGCAAGUCAAUACUCUCUUCUGUUGCAGAAAUUGGAAUUGGCAGUGCAAAGUUGGAUGGGGAAACAUCUCACUUAUGCUGGGAGGUUGGAGCUAGUGCGGAAAAUUUUCUAUGGCAUGGUCCAGUUUUGGCUUAG
This is a messenger RNA of Populus trichocarpa (black cottonwood), 1191 nucleotides long. RefSeq lists its product as uncharacterized. Bases 1 to 1191 code for a protein of 396 amino acids. The record is from RefSeq and is a predicted model, not a curated record. Lineage: Eukaryota; Viridiplantae; Streptophyta; Magnoliopsida; Malpighiales; Salicaceae. The transcript is spliced from 4 exons.